AUGUUUUACGCUGUCAAAGGUUUUUACCUGGUCAAGACCAGCCGAGGCAAUGAAUUUGCAAAAGCAGUAUACAGAGAAAUAAUACGAGUUGGAAAUUGGCCAAGUCAGCUGUAUACGCGAGCUACUUUUUCCUUCGCGCGACGCGUCAUUCUUUGAUUUUGCUCGUGGAGUUAGGAUGUUCUUGUGCUGAGUCGUUGUCUCAGUUCUACCCAGCUUAGCAAACAUUCACGUUUAGUCACGCCGUUAAUCUAAAUUUCACCAUAAAAGAAAUACCCGCCCCUCAAACUAUACUAUACAGUUAUUCCGUAAAUUAAAAAAAAAAAAAAAGUCUUAUUCAUCGUUUCGUUAGCAGCUGUGAUGAGAUUGGUUUACCAGUGAAAGCAGCCAUCAGGGUGCUUAAAGAACUUGACAAUAUUUUUGUAGAAAUCUUAGGUUUUGUAUUUUAUCAAUCUGUUGAUAGUGUACACUUACGCUCUACUCUAAUUAAACACAAAUAGCUUGGAACUUGGUGAUCUGAUGAAGAGGAACGCUGCAGUGGAAAAGAACAUAGGGUUCUGACGUCACAGUACACACUGGGGUAACUGGACUUCCCGAUUUGCUCUAUGUUAUUGAAGUACCGACCUUAUCAGCCUGUCAGUUUUUGUGUAAGAUGAGUAGUUAUUUUGUGAAUCGAAGAAUUUUUCUUAUGUAAGCACACCUGGUGACGCUAAUUGGAUAACUACUGUUACGUGCACGAGUAGUAUAACGCAACAGUUGGCCAAGUUAAGAACAGGAAAUUCAUAAUGGAGGCCCGUUUAACAUCUUUAACAGAAUCACAAGUACAAGAACUGAAGGCAGCUUUUGUGCUUAUGGAUAAAAACCACGACGGUCGAGUGAACGCCAGCGAGCUGAAGUCAAUGUCAGAGAGUCUUGGAAUUCUCUUGACUGAUGGUAUGAUACGACAUGUGCUCCAACAAGUAAACAGGCGUGAUGACGGGAUGAUCAACGAGGAAGAAUUUAUGACUUGGAUGGCAAAACAUCAAACAUCAAUAAAAGAUGACGUCAUGGAGGAUCUACUAGCAGCGUUUAGAGUGUUCGAUAAAGACAGAAACGGUUUUAUAACGAGAGAUGAACUACGCGUUGCUAUGGAGAUGAUAGGGGAGCCAGUAUCAGAUGAGCAGCUCGAUGAGUUAAUUAAAGUUACCGACGUGGAUAACGAUGGGAGGAUAAAUUACGAAGAAUUUGUCCGUAUACUGCUGUGAAACAACGGGGGUUCUACUUGUGAAGUUUGUGCUUAAAGAUGAGAACGUGAAUGAGCACAAAUUAAAAAAGGAUAUUAACUUUCGGUCAUCCCGAACUUGAAAACUGAUAUUUAAGAAAACCUGACUUAUAUCUCUGUUAGUUUGGACGUAAUGUCCUUAUCUCAAACGGACCAUCUGUUGCUGGAAUACAUUCAAUAAUGUGUCGUUGCUGGAAUAUUUUAACAUUGUGUCGUUGCUAGAUUACAUUCAACAAAGUGUUGUUACUGGAAUAUUUUAACAUUGUGUCGUUGCUAGAUUACAUUCAACAAUGUGUUGUUACUGGAAUAUUUUAACAUUGUGUCCUUGCUAAAUUACAUUCAACAGUGUUUCGUUACUGGAAUAUUUUAACAUUGUGUCGUUGCUAGAUUACAUUCAACAAAGUGUUGUUACUGGAAUAUUUUAACAUUGUGUCGUUGCUAGAUUACAUUCAACAAAGUGUUGUUACUGGAAUAUUUUAACAUUGUGUCGUUGCUAGAUUACAUUCAACAAUGUGUUGUUACUGGAAUAUUUU
This is a messenger RNA of Limulus polyphemus (Atlantic horseshoe crab), 1791 nucleotides long. Its product is annotated as calcium-binding protein E63-1-like. Gene Ontology annotation, molecular function: calcium ion binding; enzyme regulator activity. The transcript has 7 exons. The record is from RefSeq and is a predicted model, not a curated record. Lineage: Eukaryota; Metazoa; Arthropoda; Merostomata; Xiphosura; Limulidae. Bases 783 to 1241 code for a protein of 152 amino acids.